UGACUCAGGACAGUCAGUUUAGACCGACAGCGUGCAACAGACUUUAAUCUUUUUGGAUGCAUUACUUCUCUUACCUCGAUUUGUAAUUGGAUUUUCAUUCGAAUAGAAGGCAGGUGUCAUAACUUUAAAAAAUAGUCGCUUUGGAUAAAGUUUCAGUUAUCUUGACGCUUUGACGGAGGCAGGAUUGGAGAGCCGUGAGUGAUUGGUGACCCUGAACCUGAUAACCGUGAGUAAACAUGCCGAGGUCAUUUUUGGUGAAGAGCAAACGGGCGCACAGUUAUCACCAACCCCGUUACCUGGACGACAUCUGCAUCCCAAUUGAGAAACUUCUCACAUGCCAAGAAAGUCAAAUGGGGCAGAUCCCUGAGUGCCCAGUGGAGGUGGGCAAUAAUUCCCCGAAGGCAAGCAUGGUGUGCACAGCAGAUCAUUCCUCUCAGCAGUCCCCGCUGAGCUGCGAGGGCAGUGUGUGUGACCGUUCAUCCGACUAUGAGGACUUCUGGAGACCUCUGUCAUCGGGAACCUCUCCAGAUCUGGAUAAAUGCCCAGUGUCUUCUCCAGAUGACUCUCAGCCCUUUGAUAUGACUUUCCGUCCGUAUGUUUGGGCCCAUUCAACAUCCGAACUUAGACACCUCAUUCAAUCCUGCAAUCGUGUUUCUGUGGAAUCAGAGGCAUCAGUGGGGGUGUACGAUGCCAUGGACAGAAAGCCGGGUGCCCAUCUACUCAUUGAACCAACACAAUCCGGGCGAUUUUACCAGGACUAUGGCUCUCUGACCACUAAUUUGUUGGACAGUAGAGGCUUUUAUGCCGACAUCAAGAUGUCAACCAAAGUAGCAGAAAUGGACUCGGAGUCUGAUAUUAUGUGCACGCGUCUUCAGCUAAACGGGUCGUACAAAUGUGUUAAAUGCACUAAGGUGUUUUCAACCCCUCAUGGGCUAGAAGUUCAUGUGCGGCGGUCACAUAGUGGCACGAGGCCCUUUGCGUGCGAAACCUGUGGAAAAACCUUCGGCCACGCCGUCAGCCUGGAGCAACAUAAAGCUGUACAUUCACAAGAAAGGGUCUUCAGCUGCAAAAUAUGCGACAAAAGCUUCAAGAGGUCAUCCACUUUGUCCACGCACCUCCUCAUCCACUCCGACACCAGACCGUAUCCCUGUCAGUACUGCGGCAAACGAUUCCACCAGAAAUCGGAUAUGAAAAAACACACAUUCAUUCAUACAGGAGAAAAGCCCCACAAGUGUCAAGUGUGUGGCAAAGCCUUCAGUCAGAGUUCAAACCUCAUCACACACAGCAGAAAACACACAGGAUUCAAGCCUUUUGGAUGCGAACUUUGUGGCAAAGGCUUUCAGCGCAAAGUAGAUCUGAGGAGGCACAAAGAAACACAACAUGGACUAAAAUAAUUAGUUGUUUGUUUGCACAUGUGACACUUUGUAGAAUUAGAAGACAGCCUAAUAUUGUGUGGUUUUAUGGAUUAAGGACAUUUAGCUGUCAGAGAUUUCAAUUCCCGUGUUUUUGUAACAAGCUGUGAUAUUUUAUCUUUGCCAAGUACUAAUAAAAAAAGAAAAAAGAAAAAAAAAAUAGAAAUAUAUUGGUUCUUAUAUUUCUACUUCAAAAUAUGUAUUAAAUAUUUAAAUGGAUUAAAAUGAAAUGCUCCAUCAUAAGAUCAAUAUGUAGGUGAAAAAUUUCAUCAAGUCUGUAAAUACAUAUUCUUGUGAUGGUUGCAAUCCUUACAGCAACUUGUUAACAAUGUACCUGUCAAACAAUAACAUUUAAUUUAUGUUGUAGAAAAAAACAUUACAGUACAAAAUUAUCCACUACUUUAAAAAUAUAACCUGCAAUGUGUUG
Molecule: messenger RNA, 1839 nt
Organism: Carassius gibelio (silver crucian carp)
Lineage: Eukaryota; Metazoa; Chordata; Actinopteri; Cypriniformes; Cyprinidae
Gene: gfi1aa
Product: growth factor independent 1A transcription repressor a
Exons: 7
Coding region: 237-1394 (385 amino acids)
Cellular component (GO): nucleus
Source: RefSeq, a predicted model, not a curated record